Artibeus jamaicensis (Jamaican fruit-eating bat) is the source of this 2298-nucleotide messenger RNA. RefSeq names its product BUD13 homolog (gene BUD13). The record is from RefSeq and is a predicted model, not a curated record. The coding region runs from base 167 to 1984 and encodes 605 amino acids. The transcript has 11 exons. Gene Ontology annotation, cellular component: U2-type spliceosomal complex; RES complex. Gene Ontology annotation, biological process: mRNA splicing, via spliceosome. Gene Ontology annotation, molecular function: RNA binding. Lineage: Eukaryota; Metazoa; Chordata; Mammalia; Chiroptera; Phyllostomidae.
AAGCGUUACUUGUCCAGGGCAGAUUCCGGCGUCGGCGGGGGCUCGGAGUCCAUUCUCAAGCGUCGCAAAAGGCGGCCUAAGCCCGGCAAGGGAAUGCGCAUUGUGGAUGAUGAUGUGAGCUGGACAUCUAUCUCCACCAGUAAGCCAGAAAAAGAGGAAGAGGAAGAUGAUGGAGAUUUGCCUGUGUGUCCGAGGCGUUAUGGAUGAGAAACAAGACAAAUUCACACAGACUACCGAGUCCUGUGGAGGAAAAGGGACAGCACGAUUACUCUCAAGGGGAGAGCACCUCAGAGUGGCCUGGCUAUUCUCUCAAGAGGAGAGUGCGCCAACCCUUGCCUCGACAGGCUUUUAUUGGCUUUCAGUUUGCACAGGAAUACAGGUGGCUGAAUUUGUGGAUGAGAGACCAGAAGAGGUAAAGCAGAUGGAAACCUUUCGUUCCAGUGCCAAAUGGAAGCUUCUGGGAGAUCACAGUGAGGAUCUACCUUCACACAGACAUUUCCGUCAUGACUGCCUGGAUUCAUCUGCUCCUAGGAGGAUCUGCCAUGGCACCCCGGACCCUUCUCCUCCUAGGAGGGUCCAUCACAACACCCCAGACCCUUCUCCUCCUAGGAGGGUCCGUCAUGACACCCCGGAUCCUUCUUCUCCUAGGAGGCCUCAUCAUGAUUCACCGGAUCCUUCUCCUCUCAGGAAACAUUAUUGUCCUUCAGGUAUAUCUCCUAAGAGGGCCCAUCACAGUUCCUCAGAUAUUUGUCCCCAUAGAAGGGCCCGUAACAGCUCCCCUGAUACUUCUCAACCAAAAAGGACUCUUCAUUCCUUGGAUUCAUCGCAGCUCAAGAGGCCCUAUCAUGAAUCCCCUGAUUUGGCACCUGGUGUUUCUCAUUCACUGCCUAGAACCAAAAGCAGUAAAGUCCCAGAAGAAGCCUCUAGCAAAAGUUCUCCACAUUGGAAGGGGCCAGGACACUCUCAUCUUUCAGUCUCGAACAACAGCAAAUAUGAAUAUGAUUCAGACCUCUCUCCUCCACGAAAAAAGCAAGCAAAAUUCCAUUUCAGAAAUAAAGAACAUGAUUCUAAAGGCUCUUCACCCAGCCAUAGGAAAUUUCAUUCAAGCUCUUUAUCUAGAAGACAUCAGAGUCACACGUUGGACUCUUCUUCCUACCCAAGUGACAGUCGGAAAGCCUCUGAUUCAGAUCUUUCUCCUCCACGGAAUAAACAAAGGUCAGGGCGCCAGGAUUCCGAUUCAGAUCUGUCACUUUCACGGAAUAGACCUAGACACCAGAGCUCUGACUCUGACCUCUCUCCACCAAGGAAGAAACAGAGGGCCAAAUCUUCGGAUUCUGAUCUGUCUCCACCUCGAAGGACUCAGCCUUUGGGAACAAAGGCUGCACACAUGUAUUCUGGGGCUAAAACUGGGUUGGUGUUAACUGACAUACAGCGAGAACAGCAGGAACUCAAGAAACGGGACCAAGAAACCAUGGCAUUUGAAGGUGAAUUCCAAUAUGCUGAAACCAUAUUUCGAGAUAAGUCUGGUCGUAAGAGGAAUUUGAAACUGGAACAUUUACAGCAAAGGAGAAAAGCAGAGAGGGACUCAGAGAGAGAUGAGCUGUAUGCCCAGUGGGGAAAAGGGCUUGUCCAGAGCCGGCAACAGCAGCAAAAUGUGGAGGAUGCAAUAAAGGAAAUGCAAAAGCCUCUGGCCCGGUAUAUUGAUGAUGAAGAUCUGGAUCGGAUGCUGAGAGAACAAGAAAGAGAGGGGGAUCCCAUGGCCAAUUUCAUCAAGAAGAAUAAGGCCAAGGAGAACAAGAAUAAGAAAGUGAGACCUCGUUAUAGUGGACCAGCACCUCCUCCCAACAGAUUCAAUAUCUGGCCUGGGUAUCGCUGGGAUGGAGUGGACAGAUCCAAUGGAUUUGAACAGAAGCGCUUUGCCAGGCUUGCCAGCAAGAAGGCGGUGGAGGAACUUGCCUACAAGUGGAGUGUUGAGGACAUGUAACUUUUCUGGGGCUGUGGGGGUGGUUGGGUUGUGGUAGUAGACACAGGGCAGCCAGAUAUCCAGCUGUAACAGUUGUCUAUGUUAAUAAUCAGGCCCACACAGACCAGCAACUCUUUGAAUGCUAGUUUUUACCACUAGCAUUUGAGAGAAAGAAUAUUUGAGAACUCAUGUUUGAACUGAGGCACCUGUAAUUUCUCAAGUUGUGCUGACACUGGUCGUUAUUGCUGGCUUUCAGAAGAAACAUUGAUUUCUGAGUGUCUCAGGAUUUGUUCUUGGUUAGGUUUUUUAAUAAACAUAUAUUUAUUUUUUUAAAA